AUGAAUUAAAAUGAGAAUAAUUCUGAAUCAAUUCAUACUAGAUUGAUUUCUAGAUUAAAAUCUAAAUAAUUAACAAUACUACCUCCUGUUUUGAUUCCUAAACAAAAAAUUAAUAAUUUUGAUGAACAUAGAUGGAUUGAUAAAAUUGUUCAUACAAAUGCUAAUGAUUCAACUCCUUAACAUGAAACAACUUAACCUGAUAAUAAAUAUAAGAAUAGAAGAGCCAGUUCACUUUAUAGUUUACAUAGCUUACCUAAAUCUUAAAGUGAAUUAUAAUUGAAGAUCAAGACUGAUAAACGACAAUCACCAAAACGAUCUAAUCAAUAUAAUAAGUGGUUUAUUCCUCCAAAUAAAAGAUUCACAGAUUUAUAAGCAGAAACUUAAGAGUAUAUUCAAGAAUAAUAUAUCUAAGAAUAAUAUCGAUAAAAACAAUCAUAAUAUAAUAAUAUGAUUAGAUAAUCAAAACAUUUAACAUAAUUUAUAAGAGAUGUAAAAUAAAUAGAUAUAUUAGUUCUAAAAAUAACAUAAAAGAAGUCCUACUUUCAUACACCAAACUUGA
Molecule: messenger RNA, 559 nt
Organism: Paramecium pentaurelia
Lineage: Eukaryota; Ciliophora; Oligohymenophorea; Peniculida; Parameciidae
Source: the annotation of a GenBank genome assembly